AUGGUAGUCAUGUUGAUCCACCGCAUUGGUCCCAGGGUUAGCAUCCGUGAGUGCCUUGCUGGCAAUUCACUGGGCACUUCCAUUAGCAAGCGGAAAAUUUCUGUAUUUCAAGGUGUGUCUGAGACGCUGAUCCACAUUCACAGUGCUUCCAGCCUACCCUGGGUGGUGCUCAUACCGCUGGGAACUAUCCUACUCAGGACUGUAACUACGUUGCCGUUGAGUGUAUGGCAGAGAAAGAGAAUCGUAAAGCAGCAGGAGCUGAGAAAGCUAGUACAAGCGAUUCCACCCGUAACUAAACUGAGGCUGGCUGCAUCCACGGCAUCUAGAAGCGAGAACUCAAUCACCAGCUCUGGCAGUGCCACCGGCGAACUGCCGAACGGUGGCUCCACUGCAAGAAGUCGAACACUCACGCCUGAGCAGAUAACACUCUUGGCCGUGAAGGAGACCAGGAAAAGACAGAAGAGAUUGUUUGCCAAAUAUAAUGUACAGAUGUGGAAGAACGCCGUUCUACCUCUGGUUCAGAUGCCACUUUGGGUAACCUUAUCGAUGGGCAUCCGCUCAUUGACCGAGAAGAGACUACUCGAGACGAAUACCGGGCAAUUGCUAAACUCAAUCGUUCCGCCAACCUUGGACCUGAGUCUGCCGCUGGAACCGCUACCGAUGCUAGUGCCGUUGAUUCUCGGCUCUUUGGCGCUGAUCAACGUGGAAUACAAUGGCAAAGCACUAAGCAGCACUCGGGCUUCGAAUGCUGGCAUUGUGCUGGCGACCGACGAGCACUCCCGUGCCGCGCAAGGCAUGGCAAGUAUUCUGAAUAUCUCGAGAUUCGGUUGCAUUUUCAUGAUGGGAAUUUCGUCCCAGGCGCCUCUUCUGCUGUCGCUCUACUGGAUAAGCUCUCAGCUCUAUUCCUUCACCCAGAAUCUUAUCUUGAAUUGGCUAUGGCCAUAUGAGAGGUGA
This is a messenger RNA of Torulaspora globosa, 954 nucleotides long. RefSeq names its product membrane insertase COX18 (gene COX18). The transcript has a single exon. Gene Ontology annotation, molecular function: membrane insertase activity. Gene Ontology annotation, cellular component: mitochondrial inner membrane. The record is from RefSeq and is a predicted model, not a curated record. The coding region runs from base 1 to 954 and encodes 317 amino acids. Lineage: Eukaryota; Fungi; Ascomycota; Saccharomycetes; Saccharomycetales; Saccharomycetaceae. Gene Ontology annotation, biological process: protein insertion into mitochondrial inner membrane from matrix; mitochondrial respiratory chain complex IV assembly.